AGAGCUUGUCUUUUAAAAACAUCUUAUGCACCUACAUAAGGACUAGGGAAUAACAUAAUAGCCAUAGGACUCUGGACUGGCCAGUGGACUGCCUGAGGGCAUCCUGUGAUGUAGGAGGGUCUUCUGUCUAUGUAUUUCUUUUAUUGAUCAAAUAAAGAAACUUGGUCAAACAAAUAAAGUCUUUGCUUUUUGAUAGGUCAAAACUUAGAUAGGUGGAGGAGACAGAACAGAAUGCUGGGAAGAAGGCAAUGAGGCAGACACCAUGGCUCUUCUCUCCAAGAUGAAUGCUGGUUAAACUCAUGCCGGUAAAACUUCAAGGACUAACUCUCACAGUCGUCUCCCCCGUGUUUCCUGCUGGGCUUUACUGCUGCUAUGCAGUGAUCAUCGUCCUCACUGGAGCUGUGAUUGUACUUUCUGUGGCUCUGUCAUUGUCAGUAAGAAGCCAAGAACAGGUCUCAAUCAAAAAUACCUAUGCUCCUUGUGGAAGAGACUGGAUUGGAUUUGGAAAUAAAUGUUUUUAUUUUUCUGAAGACACAAGUAACUGGACAUUCAGUCAGAACUUCUGCAUGGAACUAAAGACCCAGCUAGCUCGAUUUGACAACUUGGAGGAGCUGAAUUUUUUGAGGAGAUACAAAGGGACCUUUGAAUACUGGAUCGGCCUGCACAGAGAGUCACCACAGCACCCUUGGAGGUGGAUGGACAACACAGAAUAUAACAGCUCGGUUCCCAUUCGAGGAGUGGAAAAACAUGCCUACCUCAACAACAAGUGGAUCAGCAGUGCCAGGAGCUAUGCAGACAUGAGAUGGAUCUGUAGUAUGCCCAACAGCUGUAUCCUGCAAUGUCAAAUUCCUUUUGCUUCUUUCUUGUCUUUGUCAAGAGAUGCUUUCUAACCUGUAUCAACAGUUGCUGCUCUAUCUGCUAUCUUCCAAUAUUGUUAUCAAAAGAAACUGAAUAUUUCUUGGCAUCACUGCCACAUCCUCGGCUGCCUCACCUGUGUGGCAAAAUGCCUCUCAAGUGGUGGCCAUUUCAAAAUGAAGGGCUCGUGCUUCCCGGAGCUUGGCCCCCAGCAGCUCCCUGGCAGUCUGCUUGAGUUGUGGUGUCUGAUCGGCAUCAACGACUCAGUUCACUUUGUUCUUGGUGAUGGUUCUUUGCGUUGGCUCUGCUAUUUUCUUUCUCUGUCCUAUUUUUCUCUUACAAAAAAAUUAAUCUGUUCAAGUAACCAGGAAACAUUCCCAAUGUCUCCUUGAAUAUGGAGGAACUGACGCAUGAAUUCCCUCCCUUGAUUCAGGGCAUUAAUGCUAUGAUUUAGACUCUGGCUUGCUCUCUGGGGGAACUUAUGGAUACCCUAGAACAGAGAGAGCUCAUGAUAGGAGAAGAUGAGUAAAUAAUGAAGGAAAAUGUAUGGAGUGACAUGAGUUACCAUAUAUGGAGAGGCUAGCUAGAAUAAGAAACCCCUGGUGCAUUUUAGAUAGGAAAGAAAGACAGGCUAAUCUUGACAAUAUGAAACCAGCCAUUCAAUAUUGAUGCAAGCCCUGGGGGUGGAAUCCUGAAGAAUGGUGUUUGGGUUACCAUGAGAACAGAUAUGAUUUAGGGUCAUGAGGAAGUUAGCAGCUGGUUAAUUGUGUGAGACGAAUUUCAAAGAGCUCUGCCCACCUGGCCCUAACCACAAGACAUACUGAAAACAAUCAAUUGCCUGUAAUCAUUUUUUUCAUGAAAAGCUUUUUGUUUGCCAACUUCCUUCUGUAAUCCCAUAAAAGUGAUGGUUGAAUUUUAGUAAAUUUGCAGCA
Arvicola amphibius (Eurasian water vole) is the source of this 1787-nucleotide messenger RNA. RefSeq names its product C-type lectin domain family 2 member D11-like. Bases 285 to 890 code for a protein of 201 amino acids. The transcript is spliced from 5 exons. Gene Ontology annotation, cellular component: external side of plasma membrane. NCBI's taxonomy places the organism in Eukaryota, Metazoa, Chordata, Mammalia, Rodentia, Cricetidae. The record is from RefSeq and is a predicted model, not a curated record.